Molecule: messenger RNA, 1826 nt
Organism: Ananas comosus (pineapple)
Lineage: Eukaryota; Viridiplantae; Streptophyta; Magnoliopsida; Poales; Bromeliaceae
Product: LON peptidase N-terminal domain and RING finger protein 1
Exons: 18
Coding region: 106-1590 (494 amino acids)
Molecular function (GO): protein binding
Source: RefSeq, a predicted model, not a curated record
CUUCCUCUCCUUCUCUCUCUCCCUCUCCUUCUCCUGUUCCUACGUGGCCUCACCAUCACCUCCUCCUCCUCCUCCUCCUCCUCCUCCUCUGCGCGUAGCUCGUCAAUGGCGGCGGAGUCGUCGUCGUCGUCCUCCUCGCGCUUGCGCCCGCCCGUCGGAGACGAUCCCAACGACGUCGAGGAGUUCCCCCCUCCGGUGGAGGAGGCGGAGAUGGGGUUCUCGGCGGAGAAGUACUCCAAGGUGUUCGAUCUCGUGCGGAGUGGGAAUCGUGCCUUUCGGGGGAAGCGGUUCGAGGAGGCGAUAUCUUUCUACUCCAAAGCACAACUUCUCAAACCAGGUGAUCCUAUCAUUCUAAGCAAUCGAAGUAUGACCUUUUGCAGAAUUAAUCAAUUUCUGAGAGAGCGAUCUGCAACUGAGUCCGAGCAUCAAGCGUUGAACGGGUUAGAUCCUACAACACAUGCUGAGUUAGCACUCAAGGAUGCUGAGAAGGUCACAAAUGUUCGUAGUGAUUCACCCAAAUCAUAUUUUCUGAAAGCCAAUGCUCUUAUUCUGCUCGAGCGAUAUGAAGAGGCAAAGGAGGCCCUUCUUACUGGCCUUCAGGUUGACCCUUUUAGCCCUCUCCUGCAAAACUGUCUCCAGAAUUUGGAAAGGAUUACUACUGUUUCAGCUGAAAGAGUCAAGCGUCGGAAGGUAGAACGCACUGAUGAUUUCGAAUGUACACUAUGUCUGAAGCUAUUGUACGAACCAGUUACUACUCCAUGUGGGCAUUCUUUUUGUCGGUCUUGUUUGCAUCAGUCCAUGGAUCAUAGUAACAAGUGUCCUAUGUGCCGAACAGUUUUGUUCAUUAGUCCUAGAACGCAUCCUAUCAGUGUGACAUUGAACAACAUUAUUCAGAAGAAUUUUCCAGAAGAAUAUGCUGAGCGGAAGUCGGAGCAUGAAAAUAUGACAUACUUAGGGGUUGAUUUAAUGCCUUUAUUCGUCAUGGAUGUCGUCCUUCCCUGUCAAAAGUUGUCACUUAAUAUAUUCGAGCCUCGCUACAGAUUAAUGGUGAGGAGGGUUAUGGAAGGGAAUCAUCGCAUGGGAAUGGUGGCUAUUGAUCCUGCAACAGGUACUGUUGCUGAUUUUGCAUGUGAAGUGGAAAUUCUUGAGUGUGAGCCACUUCCUGAUGGACGAUUUUUUCUAGAGGUAGAAGGUCGUCGGCGGUUUCAUAUUUUACGAUCAUGGGACCAAGAUGGUUAUCGAGUUGCUGAAGUGGAAUGGGUUCAGGAUAUAAAACCACCUGAAGGGUCAGUGGAUAGAGAAGAUUUAAUACAGAUGGCUAAUGGUGCAGCAGAAAUGGCCAGGAUGUGGAUCAGGCGUGCAAAAGAAGCUACCAGAAUUGGUAGGAGAGCUAGGCACUCGGAACUUAUCGAAGCUGAAGGCAUGCCUGGACCACAGGAUCCUGAGAAAUUUAGUUUCUGGCUUCUCAACUUGUUAAACUUGAGGCCGUCCGAGAGGUUGGAACUAUUGCGUUUGAGAGAUACUCGCGAGAGGAUGCGUCGCGGUCUCAUUUUGCUCAGGGCCGAAGAGCAAGGUUGUCGAGUGCAAUAACAAGGAUGCAUGCCAUCUAGUUUUCUUUUCAGGAGCUUACGUUACAGGGAUAUACUUCAAUCAAAUUUUGUUAUUUCAGGAGCAUGAAAUGGCGGUGGUAACUAUAUUAUUUGAUACAUUUACACCAAUACGAAAUCAUUUGUGAAUGUGCUUACUUAUAACAUGAUUGGAAAAGAAAACUUGGUGAUUCAAUUAUGAUCAUAUCUUUUUUUAUGUUAAUAUUUUUUUUGAAUAAA